Messenger RNA from Suillus bovinus, 1996 nucleotides. RefSeq lists its product as uncharacterized. Gene Ontology annotation, cellular component: nucleus. The transcript has 7 exons. The coding region runs from base 292 to 1671 and encodes 459 amino acids. Gene Ontology annotation, molecular function: protein binding. The record is from RefSeq and is a predicted model, not a curated record. NCBI's taxonomy places the organism in Eukaryota, Fungi, Basidiomycota, Agaricomycetes, Boletales, Suillaceae.
GUGCGGACAAGUCCUUCAGAGGUUGAGCAAGCAAAUUUCACCAGUCCGACUACGGCCACUCAUCAAAACGUACGUUAGGAGCUGUCGACAUAUAACCUUGAUUCCCGACAUAACAUAUCCGGCGAGUGUGAGCAUUCCGUGACUCUCAAGAUUGUGACUGGGUGCCAAGAGUGCCAGUCGAUGGUACGAUUGUUUUCCAUAACGCCUCUGCGAUAUUUCUGGAACGCAUCAGUUUCAUUGUCGCAAAGUGACUGUUACACCACAGUUAUUGUCUUGUGAUAGUUGGUCCUGAUGCCUUCGUCACUGGACGAGCUUCCUGCCUGUAUUCGUCUGGAGACACACGCUACCGCUCGCGACAAAGCAGUUGCCGCAAGCGAUAUCAGCCCCGGUUCAGUUGUUCUGGAAGUGCCAUCCAUGGUGGUUCUGUUGCUCUCGUCGAGCAAAGGUCGCCGAUGUGAUUUUUGUCUCUGUUCAAGUGCAUCUGAAAUCAGGUUGGCCAAGUGUACUGGCUGUGCUUCAUACUGGUAUUGCGGAUCACAGUGUCAAACGUUGCACUGGGGCUCGCACAAAAAGUUUUGCAAGAGACUUGCUUCCUUCAUGGCUUCAGUCGAGUUUCAAUGCCUGGAAGCGCACGAGCAGCUAGAUGCUUUGCUUCACACCCAUCUCGUGGCGGAAAUUUCGUCUAAUGCGCCUUCCGAUGUAAGAGCAAAGCAGCUAUCCACUUUCAUGUCUCUGCUGCCUGGACCGCCGCAUGACUCCCCCCCGAUUGCUUGCCCCAUGUCUGUGGGCGUUGAUGUACAUCAAAGCCUUGAAGUCCUGUUUAUCCGAUCGCAGAACAAUAAUUUCGCAAUUCACAGCCAUCUCGAUACUAUCGCUCAUGGCAUAUUCCCUCUUGCGAGUCGCCUUUUCAACCAUUCGUGUCUUCCAAAUGCUGCUGCAAGAUAUGUAAUCCGCCAAGGUCAGUCAGUGCGGAUGGAAAUCGUGGCUUUGCGAGAGAUCAAGGCCACCGAGGAGAUCUGCAUUCCUUAUGUGGACCCUGCUCUGAUAGAAUCUCGUCAGCAGAUCUUCGAGCUCACGUACGGCUUCUCCUGUACCUGUCCAUCAUGCAAUUUUAUCAGCACGCUUGGCUCCAUUCCUCCGUUGCCCGGCUCGGAGGCUGCCCUUGCAAAAUUGGACAAUGCCCUACAAACAUUUUGUUUUCCUUCUCCAGAUAUUGAUGAUCACACGCUGCUUGUGGGCUGUAGUCUUCCGGAUCUUCCAGAAAAUCUCCACCGUGUGCUUCGCGAAUCUUACCUAUCGCGACUCACAGAUGCCUUCAGCAAAUCUUCUCACGAGGGUUCUUAUCAUGUCGCUCUUAAUGUUGGGCUGACCGUACUUGCCGUAUAUAUUUUAAUAUACCCAGAAAACUAUCCGCAGAUUGGUAUGCAUCUCCUAGAGAUGGCAAAGACAGCAUGGAACGCUGUGAUCGCAACUGAAUACGACAGUACACACAAAGCUCUUGCGAAGACAUCUUUGCUUAAGCGGGCCCGAGUAUACCGCAAUCUUGCCAACAACAUAUUGGAGGUAUUCGGUCCAGAAGGUGAUCCAGCAGGUCCUCUAGAAGAGCUUGCGGUUUUGAAAAAGCUACUUCAUGAAGAACUGUUAAAAUCACCGCAGGACGAUGAUCAGUGAUCCACCCGAGGUGUUUGCAAUUAUGAUCAGCCAACCGUGACAACAUACAGCUGGAUAGCCUGUCUCAUUUGAUCAACACCUUGUCGCAGAACUUCAUAUCGUCUGAGAGUAUUCAAGUUGCGUGCGCUGGUUACAGUGCUAUCAAAAGAAUUGCAGCAAGGAUAACAUGGGGAAUUUCAACAUUUUGCCUCUUCAAUCAAAAGCAGAUCUAGACCUGGCUAGAGCUUUCCAGAGCACUCUAGAAUACCUUUCGAAUGUAAUUUCACUAGCGGAAAAAGGUGGUAUAAUGUCAGUUUCCCCGCUGUGUAAGCGCAGCCAAAAAAAA